GUUCCCCACCAUUUCUCACGCUUACAUUCCUUAUUCUCUCUCUCUCUAAAAAAAAACCAGAAAGUGUCUGCAACUCUCCGCCUUCGCAAUCGUUUGAUUGCUUCUUGUUGUUCUUCUUUUUCUUCUUCCAUCCCUCUCGCUACCACGAUCUAGCAAUGUCGAUCGAAAAGGAGAGAGAGACUCAGGUUUACAUCGCCAAGCUCGCCGAACAGGCCGAGCGCUACGAAGAAAUGGUUGAGACUAUGAAGGAAGUUGCAAAACUUGAUGUAGAGCUGACUGUGGAGGAGAGGAACCUGCUCUCUGUGGGGUACAAGAAUGUAAUUGGUGCCCGGAGAGCCUCUUGGCGUAUUAUGUCUUCAAUUGAGCAGAAGGAAGAGUCUAAGGCAAAUGAGCACAAUGUUAAGCUCAUUAAGGGUUAUUGCCAAAAGGUAGAGGAUGAGCUUUCGAAGAUUUGCAGUGACAUUCUGACUAUCAUUGACAAACAUCUCAUCCCCUCUUCCAACUCAGUUGAAGCAACUGUCUUUUACUACAAGAUGAAAGGUGACUACUACCGGUAUCUUGCUGAGUUUAAGACAGACCAGGAAAGAAAAGAGGUUGCUGAACAAUCACUGAAGGGUUAUGAGGCUGCUUCUGCCACUGCAAAUACAGAUCUCCCUUCAACACACCCAAUUCGUCUUGGCCUUGCUCUCAACUUCUCGGUCUUCUAUUAUGAGAUUAUGAAUUCUCCUGAGAGAGCAUGCCAUUUGGCUAAACAAGCUUUUGAUGAAGCAAUUGCUGAGUUGGACACCUUGAGCGAGGAGUCAUACAAAGACAGCACCCUGAUUAUGCAACUUUUGAGAGACAAUCUCACUCUCUGGACUUCUGAUUUGCCUGAAGAUGGAGUUGAUGAAAACUUCAAAGCUGAAGAACCAAAUCAGCAGAAGCUGAGCAUUGAUGAGGUACCUAAGAGCGCUGCGUAAAGCAAAUCCUAACACAAUACUUUGCAGAAGUGCCUUCUUCUGCAGUCUUUCUCACAAGGGUGAUUUGCGUGGGAUAGUGUAGACAUUUUGUAAUGGAGAGUCAAUCUUUUCCAGCCAUCCUAACACACAAGAUGAUUGAGAAUUAUUUUUCUUGAUCUGCCUCAUUGUUGUUCCUGAUCUAUUAUUCCUGUCUGAUCAUUUUUGCUAUCAAUUAUGUUGCAUCAUGUUGUUCUAUACUACUUGUUAUCCGAAAAUCAAAUAUAAAAUAUUUUUCACCAUUUGUUUUAAA
Messenger RNA from Camellia sinensis, 1248 nucleotides. RefSeq names its product 14-3-3-like protein GF14 iota. The record is from RefSeq and is a predicted model, not a curated record. Lineage: Eukaryota; Viridiplantae; Streptophyta; Magnoliopsida; Ericales; Theaceae.